Lachancea nothofagi CBS 11611 is the source of this 1782-nucleotide messenger RNA. Lineage: Eukaryota; Fungi; Ascomycota; Saccharomycetes; Saccharomycetales; Saccharomycetaceae. The record is from the annotation of a GenBank genome assembly.
AUGCCAACGCUUCUAGGCAGAAAUGUCUUUCAUCACUCCAAGGGCUCGCAUGCACCUCCAGACCACAGCGCACAUACGGACCAUAACGUUCGCAGUAGCCGUUCGUUUCUUGGAUUCAUGAACCACACAAGUAGCCGAGAUUCAGCCGGCAGCGAUACGUUGAAAGAGUCUAACAGCAACCCGAAGCGUUCCGGUGGGUCUAUGAACGAGCUGAAGCGGUUUUUCCGGCCCGCGAUUCUACACCGCAAACCUUCACAAACAAACCUGCGAAAUGGGUCGCCGGAUCAUCAGUCCCACUCGCAAUCGGCCAUCCCCCCUUCGUCGGAUUCCACACUUUCACUGUCCAACCGUGUCAACAUCUAUCACGAUGAUGCUAUUUUGGCACAGAAAUAUGGUAAACUUGGGAAAAUACUAGGGUCUGGUGCAGGUGGAUCCGUGCGCGUUAUCACAAGACCCAGUGAUGGUGCUACUUUCGCCGUAAAAGAAUUUCGUCCUCGGAGAGCGAACGAAUUGGUUAAAGACUACGCCAAGAAGUGUACCGCAGAAUUCUGCAUAGGUUCCACUUUACAUCAUCCAAACAUAAUAGAAACGCUGGACAUAUUCAGCGAUGCCAAGCAAAACAAAUACUACGAAGUCAUGGAGUACUGCCCCAUCGAUUUCUUUGCCGUGGUCAUGUCGGGCAAAAUGACACGCGGUGAAAUAAACUGCUGUUUACGCCAAUUGACAGAGGGUGUCAAAUAUUUACACGGCAUGGGCUUGGCUCAUCGAGAUUUAAAACUUGACAAUUGUGUGAUGUCUAUAGACGGUGUCUUGAAAUUGAUCGAUUUUGGCAGUGCUGUCGUUUUCAAAUAUCCUUUUGAUUCAAAUGUUACUAUGGCACAUGGAAUUGUAGGUAGUGAUCCUUAUUUGGCUCCUGAAGUUAUGACAUCAACCAAAUGCUAUGACCCACAAUAUGUUGACAUUUGGUCAAUUGGUAUCAUUUAUUGUUGCAUGAUGUUAAAAAGAUUUCCAUGGAAAACUCCGAAGGAUUCUGACGACAACUUUAGAUUGUUUUGCUUACCAGACGAUGUCGAACAUGAUUAUGUUCAAUCUGCUAUCGAGCAUGAAACUCUGAUGAAGCAAAGACGACAAGAGAAACACAAGGCACGGAAGUUGAAAGAAGAGGGUCUUAUAAUGGAAAAAAUGUCGGAACAUAAGGUACCGAAUCAUGAAAAAGAAACUAGUGUACAACCUUCGCGUUGGGAAAAUGGACAUAUGGAAUCAGAGCACGAAGGUUUGAAUGAUAAAUUAAGUGAAGUGCAGAUUUCUCAUCCAGAAACACCUCUCGAAGGGGCCUCGAAGCAAGAAAUUGUUACGGAUCAGGCAAUAGCUCAUAAUAAACCCAAGGAACAGUCAGAUUCCAAACCUGAGGAAACGCUACAUAACAAAAAGCCUGACGAUCAGCCAAGCGCAAAAGAUGAACAGGUUCAACCUCCGUCUCCGAGAGGGGAACAACAAAUUCAACAAAAGAAGCCUCGUGAGCACGGAAAGGGCAAAAGGGUGAUGCAUGGGCCUUACCGAUUACUGCGUUUACUACCACACGCUUCUAGACCCAUAAUGUCCAAAAUACUCAUGAUUGACCCACAACAAAGGGCUACAGUGGAAGAUCUGUAUAAUGACCCAUGGUUUUCAAGCAUCCCUUAUUGCACUAAGGAUGCCAAAAAGAAAAUAAUCAGAGGCGCUGGUCAUUCUCAUACAAUUGUUUGCGAGGAAGAUGCCCAUCUAGAGCAUUACAAGCCGUGA